Messenger RNA from Scheffersomyces amazonensis, 2231 nucleotides. It is a transcript of the gene MLS1, whose product is annotated as malate synthase. Gene Ontology annotation, biological process: glyoxylate cycle. Gene Ontology annotation, molecular function: malate synthase activity. Gene Ontology annotation, cellular component: cytoplasm; peroxisomal matrix. The coding region runs from base 404 to 2059 and encodes 551 amino acids. Lineage: Eukaryota; Fungi; Ascomycota; Pichiomycetes; Serinales; Debaryomycetaceae. The record is from RefSeq and is a predicted model, not a curated record. The transcript has a single exon.
CUACGGAACCGAUACGGUAGGGAAAAUAUUUACAAUUGUUUUAGUCACAUGGUUUAACUUUUGACUCUGUCUACUAUUUCUCACUACAAACAGCAAGGCCUGUAUCGUUCCAGCGGAUGUUUUUCUUAUGACUUCUUCCACAAGAGUCCGCAUUCUUAUUGUGAACUGAUUUUUUUUCUUUUUUGUAUAACCGCAAUCAAAUCUGGGGUAGAUAAAUUUUAAAAUCUAUGGAAAUUGAUAGGGCAAAGUUGAAUCAUCAACCUGGCAUUUUUAAAUUAGAAAUAUAAGUAGUAUAUAUACCUUUCAUCAUCCCCUAAUUUUUUAGUAAUUUCAGAUUUUUCAUCUUAACUAUUUGAAACAUUUUUUUCAAUUUUUAUCUAUAUCAAUUUAUAGUACUAUAAUAAUGUCUUCUCCAUUUCCUCAAACUGUCGAUAAACUUAAAGGUGUUCAAAUCUUAGGUCCAAUUCCUCAAGAAGCUAAACAUAUCUUCAAUGCCGAGGCUUUAGGAUUGCUCGCCACUUUACAUCGUUCUUUUAAUGCACAAAGAAAGUUAUUAUUAGCCAAUAGAAAAGAACAACAAAAAUUAAGAGAUUCUGGUGUUUUACCUGACUUCUUACCAGAAACUGCUCAUAUUAGAAAUGACCCAACUUGGACUGGACCACCUUUAGCUAAAGGUUUACAGGAUAGAAGAGUUGAAAUUACUGGUCCAACCGAUAGAAAAAUGGUUAUUAAUGCCUUGAAUUCUGGUGUUGCAACUUAUAUGGCUGAUUUUGAAGAUUCUUUAACUCCUGCUUGGAAAAAUUUAGUUGAAGGUCAAGUAAAUUUAUAUGAUGGUGUUAGAAGAAAUUUAGAAUUUGAAACUAAUGGUAAGAAAUAUAAAUUAAAUUUAGACCCAAAGAGACAUAUCCCAACUUUAAUUGUUAGACCAAGAGGUUGGCAUUUAGAUGAAAAGCACGUCUUAGUUGAUGGUGAACCAGUUAGUGGAGGUAUCUUUGAUUUUGCUAUUUAUUUCUAUAACAACGCUUUUGAAUCAAUCAAGCAAGGAUUUGGUCCUUACUUUUAUUUACCAAAAAUGGAACAUCAUUUAGAAGCAAAAUUUUGGAAUGAUAUUUUCAACUUUUCUCAAGAUUAUAUCGGAUUAGCAAGAGGUAGUAUUAGAGGUUCAGUUUUGAUUGAAACCUUACCAGCCGCUUUCCAAAUGGAUGAAAUUAUUUAUCAAUUGAGACAACAUAUUGCAGGUUUGAACUGUGGUAGAUGGGAUUACAUUUUCUCUUAUAUUAAAUCCUUAAGAAAUCACCCAGAAUUUAUUUUACCAGAUAGAUCUUCUGUCACUAUGUCUGCUCCAUUCAUGUCCUCAUACGUCAAAUUAUUAGUUAACACCUGUCAUAAAAGACAAGUCCAUGCCUUAGGUGGUAUGGCUGCUCAAAUUCCAAUUAAGGAAGAUCAAGAACGUAAUAGACUUGCCUUGGAAAAUGUCGCUAAAGAUAAAUUAAGAGAAGUUACAGCAGGCUGUGAUUCUUGUUGGGUUGCUCAUCCAGCUUUAGUGCCAGUUGUUCUUAAAGUUUUCAAUGAACAUAUGAAGGGUCCAAAUCAAAUCAAUGUUCCACCUAAGGUUCCAUACACUCCAGUCACUGCUCGUGAUUUAUUGAGUCCUUUCGUUCCAGGUGGUAAAAUUACUGAACAAGGUAUCAGAACUAAUAUCAUUAUUGGUUUAUCUUACAUCGAAGCUUGGUUAAGAAAUGUUGGUUGUGUUCCUAUCAAUUAUUUAAUGGAAGAUGCUGCUACUGCCGAAGUAUCCAGAACUCAAAUUUGGCAAUGGGUCACUCACGGUGCUACUACUGAUAAGGGAGUUGUCGUCACUAAGGAUUUAGUAAAGAGAUUGUUGAAUGAAGAAUAUAAUAAAUUGGCCGGUUCUGCUAAACCAGGAAACAAAUUCAAGCAAGCUUUGAAAUAUUUCGCUCCUGAAGCUACUGCUGAAAGAUACAAUGAUUUCUUAACUACUUUGAUUUAUGAUGAAGUUACCACUAUUGGUAGAGCUUUGCCAGCAGAAAGAUUAUAAGUGGGUCUAUUCCCCGCGGAAAAUGAUCUAGCUAUUAAUUUCACCAGUUUGAAUUCACGGGGAUCCAUUUCUUCUUUUUAAUAAUCAUGUUAUGUUAACUACUUUAUUUAUUCAUUUAUUUAUAUGUAUUAAAAAUACCACGUUAUGUCAUGUUAAUUACAUCACAGUAUAG